Molecule: messenger RNA, 2866 nt
Organism: Cariama cristata (Red-legged seriema)
Lineage: Eukaryota; Metazoa; Chordata; Aves; Cariamiformes; Cariamidae
Gene: EMC1
Product: ER membrane protein complex subunit 1
Exons: 22
Biological process (GO): protein folding in endoplasmic reticulum
Cellular component (GO): EMC complex
Molecular function (GO): protein binding
Source: RefSeq, a predicted model, not a curated record
GAGGCAGCAGUACGUGGGGAAGCUGAAGUUUGCCUCCUUGGAGGCGUCGCAGGGUUCAAAGAAGCUCAUUGUGGCCACUGAGAAGAAUGUUGUGGCUGCCCUGAACUCCAGGAGUGGCGAAAUCUUGUGGCGCCAUGUAGACAAGGGAACUCCUGAAGGAGCAAUAGAUGUGAUGCUGAUUCAUGGACAGGAUGCCAUCACUGUGUCCAAUGCUGGACGUAUUCUGCGUUCCUGGGAGACCAACAUUGGGGGGUUGAACUGGGAGACAUCCCUAGACACUGGCAGUUUCCAGGUGGCUAGUUUGGUGGGGCUACAGGAUACGGUGAAAUAUGUGGCAGUCCUGAAGAAGGCAGCCAUUUCUCUUCACUACCUUUCCAACGGGCACCAGAAAUGGGUGGAACACUUACCUGAAAGUGAGAGUACUCAGUACCAGUUGUUGUAUUCCCAUGGGACUGGAGUGAUCCACGUGCUUGGAGUCGUUCCCCAGAGCCACUUGAACAUUUUAACAUUCAGUGUAGAAGAUGGAGAAAUUACAAAACAGAUCAGAGUGGCAGCCCCGUGGCUGAAGAGCUUAAACAGCGUGUGCGGCGUGGUGGGGGAGGCAGUGCUGGUGUGCAUGGAUGUGGACGCGCGUUCGCUCUAUGUUUGCUCCUUGGAGACGGAGCAGGAGAUGAAGCAGAUCCCGCUGCAGUCACUUGACCUGGAGUUUGCUGAUGGCUUCCAGCCCAGGAUAUUGGCCACUCAACCCAAUGUAGUCAGUGCCUCGCGGACUCAGUUCUUCUUGCAGCUGUCUCCAAGCCACUUCUCUCUGCUGCAGUACAAACACGGGCUGCUCAGCCACCUUCGGGACUUCCAGCAGGCAGCUCUGGUGAGUUUUGCAACAACUGGGGAGAAAACUGUGGCUGCUGUCCUGACCUGCAGGAGUGAACUGAAACCUGGAAGUUCUGAUGGCCUUCAUACUGGAAAUACUCUGGAGGAUUCCCGGAGGCAGGAAUCCUUAACCUGUUCCAAUCAAACCUACAAUAUUAAUCUCUACCUGGUUGAAACAGGACAAAGAUUGUUGGAUACCACAAUUACCUUUAACCUGGAGCAGAGCGGUGCCAAGCCACAGCAGCUAUACAUCCAAGUUUUCCUGAAGAAGGAUGACUCUGUGGGCUAUCGAGCCUUGGUGCAAACGGAAGACCACAUGCUAAUGUUCCUCCAGCAGCCAGGAAAAGUUGUAUGGAGUAGAGAGGAGUCACUUGCAGAAGUGGUAAGCUUGGAGAUGGUGGAUCUGCCUCUGACAGGCGCACAAGCUGAACUGGAGGGAGAAUUUGGAAAGAAAGCAGAUGGUUUGCUGGGGAUGUUUCUGAAGCGGCUGUCCUCCCAACUUAUCUUGCUGCAAGCCUGGACCGCUCAUCUUUGGAAGAUGUUCUAUGAUGCCAGGAAACCCCGCAGCCAGAUUAAAAAUGAGAUUAACAUUGACAAUUUGGCCAGAGAUGAAUUCAACCUCCAGAAAAUGAUGGUGAUGGUCACCGCUUCAGGAAAGCUUUUUGGUAUUGAAAGCAGUUCUGGCACCAUCCUGUGGAAGCAGUAUCUCAGGAAUGUGAGACCGGGCUCCUCCUUUAAGCUGGUGGUCCAAAGAACAACAGCCCAUUUUCCACACCCUCCACAAUGUACCUUGCUUGUUAAGGACAAGGAAACCAAAAUGAGCUUUCUGUAUGUCUUUAACCCCAUCUUUGGGAAGAGAAGUCAAGUAGCUCCCCCUGUUUUGAAGCGUCCAAUUCUUCAGACUUUGCUUCUGCCUAUUAUGGAUCAAGACUAUGCCAAAGUACUGCUCUUGAUUGAUGAUGAGUACAAGGUUACAGCUUUCCCAGCCACUAAAAAUGUCCUUCGCCAGUUAGAAGAAAUAGCUCAUUCUAUCUUUUUUUAUCUAGUUGAUGCCAAGCAGGGAAAACUCUCUGGAUUCAGGCUGAAAAAGGACCUGACAACAGAGGAGAGUUGGGAGGUGGUCAUACCCACCGAAGUACAGAGGAUAGUGACUGUGAAAGGGAAGAGGUCCAAUGAGCACGUGCACUCCCAGGGCCGUGUGAUGGGAGACCGCAGUGUUCUCUAUAAGUCCUUGAAUCCAAACCUGCUUGCUGUGGUGACAGAGAGCACAGAUACUCAUCACGAGCGAACUUUCAUUGGAAUAUAUCUGAUUGACGGAGUCACAGGUAGAAUCAUCCACUCAUCGGUACAGAAGAAAGCAAAAGGACCUGUCCACCUCGUUCAUUCAGAGAACUGGGUGGUGUACCAGUACUGGAACACGAAGGCACGUCGGAACGAGUUCACUGUGCUGGAGUUGUAUGAGGGGACGGAGCAAUACAAUGCCACAGCCUUCAGCUCCCUUGACCGUCCAAUUUUACCUCAGGUUCUCCAGCAAUCUUAUAUCUUUCCAUCUGCUAUCAGUGCCAUGGAGGCCACCAUCACCGAGCGUGGCAUCACCAGCCGUCACUUGCUUAUUGGGCUUCCCUCUGGGGCCAUCCUCUCCCUUCCGAAGGCUCUGCUGGAUCCUCGCCGCCCAGAGAUCCCUACAGAACAAAGCAGAGAAGAGAACCUGAUUCCAUACUCGCCUGAUGUGCAGAUCCAUGCCGAGCGGUUUAUCAACUACAAUCAAACCAUCUCCCGAAUGAGAGGGAUUUACACAGCUCCCUCUGGCCUAGAGUCUACUUGUCUGGUUGUUGCGUAUGGCCUGGACAUCUACCAGACCCGAGUUUACCCAUCAAAGCAAUUUGAUGUCCUAAAAGAUGACUACGACUACGUGCUGAUAAGCAGUGUCCUCUUCGGGCUGGUUUUUGCUACUAUGAUCACGAAGAGACUUGCUCAGGUGAAGCUGCUGAACACU